CCCUCUGGCUAGACGACUCCUCCCCAGCCUUAGCUUCCCGUUCGGGAUACUGAGCUCUCAGUGACAUCUCUCUAGCAUUCAGCAGGAGCUUAGUAAACGGUCAGGUCAUUAUUGGGCUUUCUAAAUAAGGCUCUAUGAAUGGCCGAAUCUGGCCGAGGUCCCGGUGUCCCCGGGCGGCCCGCCGAAGGACGGACACGGGACGUACUAUAAAGGGGACGGCAGCGCACACCGGGGCACUUUGAGCCCAGGACAGCGAAGGAGCAGGAUGGAGAUCCCAGUGCCUGUGCAGCCGUCGUGGCUGCGCCGCCCCUCGGCGCCGAUGCCCGGGAUGCCCGGUCGCCUCUUCGACCAGCGCUUCGGAGAGGGGCUGCUGGAGGCUGAGCUGGCCACGCUCUGCCCCGCUGCGCUGGCCCCUUACUACCUGCGCGCACCCAGCGUGGCGCUGCCUCCUGCCCAGGUCCCCAGCGAACCUGGCCAUUUUUCAGUGCUGCUGGACGUGAAGCAUUUCUCUCCUGAGGAAAUUGCUGUCAAGGUGGUUGGCGACCAUGUGGAGGUGCAUGCACGCCACGAGGAGCGCCCGGACGAGCACGGCUUUGUGGCACGCGAGUUCCAUCGUCGCUACCGUUUGCCGCCCAGUGUGGAUCCUGCGGCCGUGACCUCAGCGCUGUCCCCAGAGGGUGUUCUGUCCAUCCAGGCUGCACCUGCGCCAGCUCAGGCCCCCCUGCCAGCACCACCAGCGGCUGCUGCCAAAUAGGAGUCUGGGCAUGCCUGAACUCCGGGGACCCUCCCAGGCCCCCUCUUUCAAAGCCGACCUGACUCCACCCAGCCAGAAGUCCGGGCGUGCCAAGACCACCCUCCCAUCCAACCUGGAAGCCUGCCCUGACCCUUCCAACCUAGACCUUUCCAGGACACGCCCCCUCCAGCUUUCAACAUCACAGCCACUCCGCCCCCGCAGCAUGGCGCCCAGAGCCUGCAAACACUAGUCUCAGCUUGGGAUGUCUCACUGCCGUGGACUCCACUUUCUUGGCAUAUGACCUCAUUCACAAUUCCCUCCACUCACUUCUUAAUCUUGCGUAAGUUCUCGUCAGAGAGUCUCCACCUCCUCCCUCUGACACACAGUCCCCACCCACUCGGGUCCAACUCUUAUGGGCUCCAGACUCUGCGCAGGCCUCCCCUCCCAACCAUCCAGGCUGGGUCCUUGAGAUCUAGCCCCUCAUUCUUACACCCUCCACUACUAUCUCACCUGACACCCUGGCCACCCCCCACUCCUUUCUUCUGACCCUUACCCCUCUCUCACCCACACAAGGCCACCCGGCACUCUUAAGCUCACAAUGUACAAUAUCAUCCCCGUCUCCCCAGUCCUGCAGCUAUCCCAGGCCCCUCACCCCGACUCUAACCAGAAACACCCCAGUCAUUCUGUCCCCACCCUUCAGCCCUGGAAAUCCAUCACCCAUACUCUUUCCCUGAGUCUACACGACCCAACCAGCCCCCUCUGAUUCCGCACCUUUCUCCUCGAGUCCCCCGCCCUUCCAUCCCUGCACCCCUACUUAUGCCAACCCCUAAUAAAUGUCUGAAGCUGU
Messenger RNA from Sorex fumeus (smoky shrew), 1580 nucleotides. It is a transcript of the gene HSPB6, whose product is annotated as heat shock protein family B (small) member 6. The coding region runs from base 266 to 754 and encodes 162 amino acids. The transcript is spliced from 3 exons. The record is from RefSeq and is a predicted model, not a curated record. Gene Ontology annotation, biological process: protein refolding; response to heat. Lineage: Eukaryota; Metazoa; Chordata; Mammalia; Eulipotyphla; Soricidae. Gene Ontology annotation, molecular function: protein folding chaperone; structural constituent of eye lens.